GUCAGGUGGCGGCGCCGCAGCCAUGGAAGGAGGCGGCGGCGGCUGCUCCGGCGGCUGCGCUGGGAGGCGGCGGUAAGCGGCUCCCACGCCCCCGGCCCGGCCCCGGGCCCCCGGGACGGAGCGCCGAGCAGUCCCGGCUCCGGGCUACGGACUAUGGGCGAGCAGCGCUGACCAUCCGGGGAAGAGCUGAGAAUGAAGCGGAGAGCAUCAGACAGAGGAGCUGGGGAAACGUCGGCCAAGGCGAAGGCACUAGGAAGCGGGAUCUCUGGAAAUAAUGCAAAGAGAGCUGGACCAUUCAUCCUUGGUAAGCCGCUNGGCAACUCGCCAGUGCCAAGCAUCGUGCAGUGUCUGGCAAGGAAAGAUGGCACAGAUGACUUCUAUCAGCUGAAGAUCCUGACCCUUGAGGAGAGAGGGGACCAAGGCAUAGAGAGCCAAGAGGAGAGGCAAGGCAAGAUGCUGCUGCACACCGAGUACUCGCUGCUCUCCCUCCUCCACACGCAGGACGGUGUGGUGCACCACCACGGGCUCUUCCAGGACCGCACCUGUGAAGUCGUCGAGGACACAGAAUCUAGUCGAAUGGUCAAGAAGAUGAAGAAGCGCAUCUGCCUGGUCUUGGACUGCCUCUGUGCACAUGACUUCAGUGACAAGACCGCUGACCUCAUCAACCUGCAGCACUAUGUCAUCAAGGAGAAAAGGCUCAGUGAACGGGAGACCGUGGUCAUCUUCUAUGACGUUGUGCGAGUGGUGGAGGCCCUGCACCAGAAAAACAUUGUGCACAGAGACCUGAAGCUUGGGAACAUGGUGCUCAAUAAAAGGACGCAUCGGAUAACCAUCACUAAUUUCUGCCUCGGCAAGCAUCUGGUGAGCGAGGGGGACCUGCUGAAGGACCAGAGGGGAAGCCCUGCCUACAUCAGUCCCGACGUGCUCAGCGGCCGGCCUUACCGUGGCAAGCCCAGCGACAUGUGGGCCCUGGGCGUGGUGCUCUUCACCAUGCUGUAUGGCCAGUUCCCCUUCUACGACAGCAUCCCGCAGGAGCUCUUCCGCAAGAUCAAGGCUGCCGAGUACACCAUCCCAGAGGACGGGCGGGUUUCUGAGAACACCGUGUGUCUCAUUCGAAAACUACUGGUCCUCGACCCCCAGCAGCGCCUGGCUGCUGCUGCUGUCCUGGAAACCCUCAGUGCCAUCAUUGCAUCAUGGCAGUCUCUGUCAUCUCUGAGCGGGCCUUUACAAGUGGUUCCUGACAUUGAUGACCAAGUGAGCAAUGCUGACAGCUCCCAGGAGGCGAAGGUGACAGAGGAGUGCUCCCAAUACGAGUUUGAGAACUACAUGCGCCAGCAGCUGCUGCUGGCUGAAGAGAAGAGCUCCAUCCACGAGGCCCGGAGCUGGGUGCCCAAGCGGCAAUUUGGCAGCGUGCCGCCGGUGCGACGGCUGGGCCAUGACGCACAGCCCAUGACCUCCUUGGACACAGCCAUCCUGGCACAGCGCUACCUGCGGAAAUAGCAGCCUGAACCAGAGGCACCAGCACCACCCGCACCUCUUCCAGCCCCAGGCCCAAGACCUGGCUAUCAGGGCUGGGCCCUGUAGUGUUGGACUCUCCCGGCUGCAGUGGGACAAGACAGGGACGGGGACAGCCCAGGUCACACGUAGGGUCAGCAGAGGUACCACAAAGCUACCUUUUGGGAUGAUUGCUUGAUUGUUUGGUUUUUAAAUCUGAGAAGCCUAGAUAACUAAUCUGCUUUUAAUCAUGACGUUUUAAUCUA
This is a messenger RNA of Otolemur garnettii (small-eared galago), 1760 nucleotides long. It is a transcript of the gene STK40, whose product is annotated as serine/threonine kinase 40. NCBI's taxonomy places the organism in Eukaryota, Metazoa, Chordata, Mammalia, Primates, Galagidae. The record is from RefSeq and is a predicted model, not a curated record. Gene Ontology annotation, biological process: protein phosphorylation. Bases 193 to 1500 code for a protein of 435 amino acids. Gene Ontology annotation, molecular function: protein kinase activity; ATP binding. The transcript has 11 exons.